Wasmannia auropunctata (little fire ant) is the source of this 4676-nucleotide messenger RNA. RefSeq lists its product as uncharacterized. The record is from RefSeq and is a predicted model, not a curated record. NCBI's taxonomy places the organism in Eukaryota, Metazoa, Arthropoda, Insecta, Hymenoptera, Formicidae. Bases 349 to 4542 code for a protein of 1397 amino acids. Gene Ontology annotation, biological process: protein desumoylation. Gene Ontology annotation, cellular component: nucleus; cytoplasm. The transcript has 20 exons. Gene Ontology annotation, molecular function: SUMO-specific endopeptidase activity.
AUUCGCCCGCACCGCACGAGAAGUGGAAGUCAGUGGCGGUCAGUGGAAGUGGAUACGUAAAAUGGCGAGGUGCAGUUGUUAUUUACUCGCGCCGAACGCAGCAAAGUGAGGGCGAAACGGAGCAAUUCACAAAGUGCUGAGCGCGUUUAUUUGCACGAGUUUUUUUUUUGCUAACGGCGUGUCGGCGACUGCGGCCAGCGCGUGCGAAACGAUCGUUGUACCGCACAAAUACUAGGCAGACUGUUCUACAGACAUGAUCUUGAUGGAUUGGUCUAAUUCAGGGUAUUAGCAAUUCAAUCUUGAUCUUUAUUAAUUGAACAAAGAUCAUAUUUGCCCAGCACCUAAGUUAUGAAUAAUAUGGCACAAUAUUAUAAUCUUCUGACCAAUGCCAGUGGUACUAUCACAUUCGAGGAAGUAGAACCAAGAAUCUGCGCUGUUGCAGACGCAGGGCAACGAAUUCAGUUAGUUGUUGGGGAUAUUAAUAAUAGCAGUAAUGGUUCACAACGGCUUAUGACUUAUACUGCUACACCACAAAACAGGCAGGCAAUAUUUUCCCCGCAAGCUAUUAAUUUAGGGAAUCAAAUAUCUGCGGCGCGAUUGGAACAAGGGCAAAAUGUUUUUAUAAUCAAAACGAAUGAUAUAACUGGAACCCAAGAUCUAUUAAAACCAAAUACAGUGAAUAUUGUUAAUGAAAAUAUCAUGAGCAUUGCGAGUAAUACAGGUGUUAAGGCAGAAUGUAAAAAUGAAGGUCAACAAGUGCAGUUUAUGAAAAUACAAAACCCUAAUACUAUAAUAGCGAAGCAAAAUACGUUGUUACAAGAAAAAAAUCCGACUGCCAUUUUAACUAGAAGUAAUAUACAAAAUAAUGUCACGUCGCCAGCGCCUGUUUAUGUAAAUUCUGGAUCAUUCAAUCCAAAUCAGGCGGAAAAAAAAUUAUCUACACUUCAUCAGACGAAAAAUAGACAGUUAAUAAACAACGUAGUGAGUGUGGUAUCUCCAGAUGGAGUAAAAGUAAUAACUACGACAAUGGACAAUCGGAUUCAAAAUUCUAAUGCAACAAGUCCCAAGUCCACGCUGUCCGUCUGCAAACCCAUCGGCUUACAAAGGCAGAAUGUGACUGUUAGACCUGUUCGUACUCCUAAUUCGAAUAUCUCGCAUGUGCGACCUGUAGCAAUAGUUCCUUCUGAAAUUUCUAAAACACCAACGAGAGUGCAGCCUACGGAUAUGGAGCACUUAAAUGAGCAAAUUAAGCAAGCCAAAUUAAAACAAUUACAAAAACUGCAUAUCGAGAAACAAAGGCAAAAUAACACACAAAGACAGUUCUCUAACACUUUGCAAGUUCAGUCCUCCGCGUUGAAUAAUCCCGCGCGUCGUUUCGUAAAUUCUGUGCAACAGAGAACGCAGCAGAUUUCAGUCUCUCCGCAACAAAUACCGAAACCUGCGGUAGCGUCGACCCCUUCACCAGCUGAACACAACACACGCGUAGCUAAUAUUGACAUGGAAGUCAAUUCCUCGGAACACGGUCAGGAAACGGAACAUGUAGCACAACAGUCACCUUCGCCACGGCUGCAACAUGAGAACAGUGCAAGUGAAAGCAUCGCUUACCUCCAAAAAACUAUAAGCGAUCCAGCGAAUGCUAUAGUGCAGCAUCAGAUUCAAGGAAACACGGCAAAAAUGUUAGUGAUGUUGCCCACAGGGGAACAGAGACUGAUCACGUUCGACAUCCCGAACGAGGACUGCACUGUACACGACCUACUGGAUCAGGUACGUGCAGUCGUGGGCAAGGUGAAUAUUCCAUUCGCUGGUGAAACGCAAGUUUCUCUGGUAGAUGAUCCUGCAUUGGGUAUAAACUACAUAGUCGAUGUAGGAGGUUCCGGGGCGCUUACAUCUUUCGAGGGUAGCGACGACUGUAACUCUUCUCAAGAAAUUAUAAGCUCCUCUGGUACUGAAACUUUAUCUCAAAAUGCCAAUGCAUCGGAUGAAAAUAGUAACGCCUCUACACAGACUACUGAGGAACCUAUUAUGGUCAAAGGAAUGCUUGCUCUCUGUCCACACUGCGGCUACAGUUCACUACACUUCAACCGAUGUGAACGGUGUAAUACAAAAUUAAAAACUGAGGAAGUCAAGUCAAUACCUAUUGCAGAAAGGAAGGAGGCUGGGAUAUCUGUCGAUAUAUUCUACAAGAAGAACAACGAACGAAAUGUUACGAAAUUGGAGAAAGUAGAACGCGACGGCCCUCCGUGCAAACGGCCCAGAGGAAAGGGUAAAGGUGCAGCUUCAAAACCAAAGCCUAUUCAUAAAGAGCCAGAAUGCUUGACAAUAUCGUCUGAUGAAGAAGAAGAAAGGGGCAGAACUAAAAAAACGGGAAGCGUUAAUACUAACGCAGUGGUGGGCAAUGCAAGUAACAUAUUUGAUGAAGAGAUGGAUACCAUUCUGGAUAAAGAACCAAUAAUUACAAACACUUCUACUUUAUAUGACGAUUUUCCGAUGGAUAAUGAAGAAAAUGGAAUAUGUGAAAACUUUUUAGACAUUGAUCAACUACCACAAACUGCUCUAGAGUGUCGAACGGUUAGAAUAGGAUCUUACAAAUAUAUUCCUCGGGAAAAGGUAGUAAUUUCCCAUAGUGGUGUAAGAUUUAGCGUACCUUUGUUAGAAGAUGGUUCAAGUUUUGUUACUUUGGAUGUGAAAUAUAGAGAUAUAAUUAAACUUUUAAUUCAUUUUGGAAAAACAAUGCCAGUACUAUUCUUUUAUACGUCUAUAAAUAAUGGAGCCAUGAUACGCGAAUUGUUAGGGAUGCAAGAUCCAAAGGGGCCAUAUUACGACCCUGCUGGAAAAGAUCAUACGCAUAAACGUAUUACAUUAUUACCGGAUAGGUUACCGGAGGAUUCAAAAGCGAUAUUAACAAGUUUAUUCUCACGAGGAGAUAAAAUAGACGAAUUGAAUCCUAAAGAAGCUAACGAUAUACUUAUACGGGCAUCACCAAGAGAUUGUUUACAGUCGCUUAUUAAUACACGGAAGUCUUUAAGCCAAAACACAGCAAAUACUACCACUACCAGUGAUGACAUACAAACAAUAACUGUAUAUCCACCACCUCCCGCAAAGGGAGGAAUAGCCAUCAACACUGAAGAUUACUUAUGUCUCGCAGAAGAUCAGUUCUUGAACGAUGUGAUUAUAGAUUUUUAUUUAAAGUAUUUGACCUUAGAGGUAUUACCAGAAUUUGAUCAACAUAGAACUCACGUGUUCAGUUCGUACUUCUACAAACGUUUAACUAGCCCACAUGCCCAAGCUGCUGAAAGUACUGUGCCAAUGACACCUGCCGCCAAACGGCACGCGAGAGUACAGAAGUGGACAAAGAAUGUCAAUAUAUUUGAAAAAGAUUUUGUUAUAAUUCCUAUAAACGAACACGCACAUUGGUUCUUGGCUAUUAUUUGCUUCCCUGGAUUAGUCGGAAAAGUUUCUACUUGCACUGUUAAAACUGAAAACAGUAGUCCUAAGAAUGUGCAAAAGACUAAAAAAAUAAAAGAAUUGAAAGCAAAAGCUGUCACAAUUGGCUCUACAACAAUCACUCCUGUACCAACGACCAUAACGAUAGACCAGCUAGAUGAUGGAUCUGAAAGGGACGAAGCAGAGGGCGACGAUGACGAAAUGGAAAUGGAUAGCGACGAAGAGGAAGAGACUGACCAACCGGAAGAAAAUAAAACCCAAAUCAAGGUUAAAGUCGAAGAACAAGUCAUCAAGAAGGAAAUCGUCAAAAAGGAAAUCGUCAAGAUCCCCUGCAUAUUAAUAUUCGAUUCGCUUGCUGGUGCUAGUAGAGCACGGGUAGUUGCUACGUUAAGGGAUUAUUUAAGUUGCGAACAUGUUGCCAAACUUGGUGUAGAAAAGACAUUCUCGAAAGACACUAUUAAGGGAGCAUGCCCGAAAGUACCGCAGCAAUCAAAUUUUACUGAUUGCGGAUUGUAUGUAUUACAAUAUGUAGAAAGUUUUUUCAAGGAUCCCAUCACAGAUUAUACUUUGCCAAUUAAAACCUUGAAAACGUGGUUCGAAGAAAUUAUCGUAACGAGGAAAAGAGAGGAGUUAUCGAACUUACUAAUUAAAUUGAUGAAUAAUACCAAAGGGGAUAAAACUAUUAAUUUGCCUACUGUAAAUUUCCCCACACAAGACGGCAAGCUGAAGCCGAAGGUCGAAAGUCAGACAGAUGUGAAGACUGCGAAGUCAGAAUCCGAGAAUAUUAAAAGAAAGUCUACAAGUGAUGCAGAGACACGAAUUGUCUCGUUUUCUGUAACAGAAAAUACCGAGUCAACUAACGAGUUUGUUAGUAGUAGAACUUAUGUCAUUCCUUAUUCUGUGAGUUCAAAUUCGACUGAGAGUAACUCAUCGGAAAUGUUGACAGAACAGAAAAAUUCGAGGUCGACAUCGACCGAAACAAUGUCCUACUUGAAGGCUAAACGAAUUCCUAGGUUAGCUGCAAGAACGCAGAAUCAAGAUGACUCUCCUACCUCUGCUAAAAAACCGAAAGGGGAGUCCUUCAAUUCCUGUAAAUAAAUGUUUCUUUUUUUACAGCGAUAAGGUUAAUGUUAAUCUACAUUCUCAGAAUACAUGAAAUCAUUUAUUUCAACGUAUAUACAAUAAUGUAGUUAAUUCAUGAACCGAAUAAAACUGCAGAUAUGAUUUCUGAU